Molecule: messenger RNA, 2156 nt
Organism: Corvus hawaiiensis (hawaiian crow)
Lineage: Eukaryota; Metazoa; Chordata; Aves; Passeriformes; Corvidae
Gene: NEU3
Product: neuraminidase 3
Exons: 4
Coding region: 367-1584 (405 amino acids)
Biological process (GO): ganglioside catabolic process; oligosaccharide catabolic process
Cellular component (GO): membrane; lysosome; cytoplasm
Molecular function (GO): exo-alpha-sialidase activity
Source: RefSeq, a predicted model, not a curated record
GAAGGCAGUGGAUAAAGAUGACUCAUUUUGAUCUUGUAGAGCUGGUUGGGCUUGGCUGGCUCACCCCAGGGAACCCCCAGAUGGACCUUCAUGAUUUUCCGCCCUCUCCACAUCCAUUCCAUAGGAGCACCUGGGAAGGCAAGGGCGGCCGGGAGGGGACUUUCCUGGCACCUCAAGCAGGGUCCUGCCUCCAUCCCUUCUCUUGGCUCCCCUCCUGCCUGUUGGGGAGAGGGUCGGCAGCGGCUCCACCAGUCAAUCUCCUCCUGAUAUUCCACCAUUCCAGUUGCCCCGUAGGAGCGCCGGAGCCUCAGCACAUCGCCUGCUCACACCUGCACAGGCCCCAGCGGGAACCUCAGGGAGGCCACCAUGUCCCAGGCCACCACCUGCCUCAAGCAGCAGGGGGACGGUGGGGAGAGCCCCCCACCACUGCCACCACCACCGGGAUCCCCGCAUGUUUUCCCUCGGGAGACGCUCUUCCGACAGGCAGGUGGGGUCACCUACCGCAUCCCGGCUCUGCUCUACGUCCCCCCGGAUGAUUCCUUCCUGGCCUUUGCCGAGAAGCGCUCCUCGGCCCGGGACGAGGAUGCCAAGUACCUGGUGCUGCGGCGGGGCCGCCGGCACGGCUCCUCGGUCAAGUGGGGUCUCAUGGAGGAGCUGUCGGCAUUGGCUCUGCCCGGCCACCGCACCAUGAACCCCUGUCCUCUCUACGACGCCAGGAGCGGCACCGUCUUCCUCUUCUGCAUCUGCGUGGAGCAGGGAAAGACGGAGCGAUGCCAGAUCCUGAGCGGCUGCAGCGCCGCGCGCCUCUGCUUCGCCACCAGCGCCGACGGCGGCCGCGGCUGGACCGCGCUGCGGGACGUGACGGACGAAGCCAUCGGUGCCGACCUGUCCCGGUGGGCCACCUUCGCCGUGGGGCCGGGCCACGGGGUACAGCUGGACUCGGGGCGGCUGGUGGUGCCGGCCUACACCUACUACGUGCACGGGUGCCUGUGCGGGGCCGUGCGGCUGCCGUGCUUCACCCGGCAGCAUUCCCUCGUCUUCUACAGCGACGACGGCGGGCGCCACUGGCACAAGGGUGCCCUGCUGGGCGGAGAGCGGACGGGCGAGUGCCAGGUGGCCGAAAUCCGCGGCGCCCAGCAGCCCCUGCUGUACUGCAGCGCCCGUGCGCCGCGGGGCUGCCGGGCCGUGGCGCUCAGCUCCGACCGCGGGCUGCGCUUCGAGCGGCCGGCGCGGUGCGAGGCGCUGGGCGAGCCGCCGCGGGGCUGCCAGGGCAGCGUGGUCAGCUUCGCCGCGCCCGCCCGCGCCGCCCAGGCGCCCACCUGGCUACUGUACUCCCACCCCACGGACCGGCACCGCCGGCGCGAUUUGGGCCUCUAUGUCAACCCCUCGCCGCUGGACGGGGCGGGCUGGCGGCGCCCGUGGCUGCUGCACACGGGGCCGGCCGGCUAUUCCGACCUGGCCGUCUGCCCCGGCGGCCUUUUUGGGUGCUUGUUCGAGUGCGGCGCCAGCAGCGCCUGCGAGGAAAUCACCUUCUGCCUCUUCAUCCUGGACCCCUCUGGCGAUCAGAACCUCACGGCUUCCUAAAAUAGACCCAUUUUAGGCAGUGCAGUCGCUCCUGAGCAUCGGCAGCCGGAUCCAGUGAGCACGGCAGUGCCGAGACCUCACCAGGAUAUUUCAGCUACAUCAGGAGACUCAGCACCGUGUACCUUUUAUUUAUUUACGGCUUUUUAAUCACCCGUCAGAUGUUGUCGGUGACCUGCGGCAGUGGAGGAUCUGCUCUGGUCCGAAAUGCCGCUGUUUCUCAAAAAUCAGCAUUUUUUGCCUGGUAGCAGCAGAAAAGCAGAAGGUGCCAGCAAGAGCAGCUGGUUCCCUGAGGAAAAAGUACCCAAAAAUCUUGCUUUAGUUAAAAACAUUCCCGUUCCUUUGUUCCUGCAGGUGGCAGAUAAUUCCCAGUUUUUACCUUUUUUUAUCCUGUUUUCUUCACUUGCCAGCUUCAGACUGAGUUACUCCCUGCCUCCUAGGGAAAGGUGCUCAAAUCUUGGGAUGGGGGGUGUUUCAUUCUGCUCUAUAGGGAACGGGCUGUAGCAUCCCGACAGUGACAGUGACCUCACAUCCCUGUGCUGCUGUCAAAUAAAAUCCUCCCAAAAUAUAAGAAA